Triticum dicoccoides is the source of this 1130-nucleotide messenger RNA. RefSeq names its product endonuclease 4-like. Lineage: Eukaryota; Viridiplantae; Streptophyta; Magnoliopsida; Poales; Poaceae. The coding region runs from base 65 to 943 and encodes 292 amino acids. The transcript has 8 exons. Gene Ontology annotation, molecular function: nucleic acid binding; endonuclease activity. The record is from RefSeq and is a predicted model, not a curated record. Gene Ontology annotation, biological process: DNA catabolic process.
GGCAGCGCGCACAGUACCGCAGCUGCAACACGCAAAGAGAGGGGGAGCCAAGCUAGGGAAAGGGAUGGGGUUCCUCCUGCUGCUUCACGUCCUCCUGGCCGCCGCCGCGGCGGCGAGGGCCCCGGCGGCGCGGGCGUGGGGCGAGGAGGGCCACUUCAUGACCUGCAAGAUCGCCGAGGGUUUCCUGACGAGCGAGGCGUCGGCGGCGGUGAAGGGGCUCCUGCCGGAGUGGGCCAACGGCGAGCUCGCGGCGGCGUGCUCGUGGCCGGACGCCGUGCGGCGCCAAAUGCCGUGGUCCAGCUCCCUGCACUUCGCCGACACCCCCGGUGACUGCAAGUUCAGCUACGCCAGGGACUGCCACGGCACCAAAGGGGAGAAGGACAUGUGCGUCGUCGGAGGCAUCAACAACUACACCGCCGCGCUCCAAGACCCGUCGAGCCCAUAUAACCGGACGGAGAGCCUGCUGUUCCUGUCGCACUUCCUGGGCGACAUCCACCAGCCCAUGCACUGCGCUCGCAUCGCCGACCUCGGCGGCAACACCAUCGUCGUCCACUGGUACAACACGACCAAGACCAACCUUCACAAGGUGUGGGAUGUGAACGUCAUCGAAACGGCCCUCAACAGGUUCUACAAGGACGACCUGAGCACCAUGAUCAACGCCAUCAAGCUCAACCUUACCAACGAGUGGUGUAAAGAAGAGAACCAGUGGGCGGCGUGCUAUACUCGAACGACGACUUGUGCUGACAAAUAUGCCGAGGAGAGCGCGGAGCUGUCGUGCCCCGCGUACGUGGGCGCUGAGCAAGGAUCCAACUUGGAAGAUGAGUACUUCUUCAAAGCGCUGCCGAUCGUUGAGAAGAGGAUUGCCCAGGGAGGCGUCAGGCUGGGGGCGAUCCUCAACCAGAUCUUCAGUGGGAAGAGCAACAGCAGGAUUCAGAGCAGCUAAGGUCCAUUAGACGAAACUAACGAAGGGGGGUGUGCAAGGGGUUAGCCCGCGUUAUGAAUAAUAAUAGGAUUAUCAUGUUCGUCUGGCCAUGCUGACUUCAUACUGUGUAAGUGAGUUGGUCAGUGGGUACUUUUUGUGAUCAAAACCAGUACUUCCUGAACGUGAUGAAGUAAAUUAAUUAGUGCUA